Messenger RNA from Seriola dumerili (greater amberjack), 2067 nucleotides. RefSeq names its product alanine--glyoxylate aminotransferase 2, mitochondrial-like. Gene Ontology annotation, cellular component: mitochondrion. The transcript is spliced from 14 exons. The record is from RefSeq and is a predicted model, not a curated record. The coding region runs from base 94 to 1644 and encodes 516 amino acids. Lineage: Eukaryota; Metazoa; Chordata; Actinopteri; Carangiformes; Carangidae. Gene Ontology annotation, biological process: glyoxylate catabolic process. Gene Ontology annotation, molecular function: L-alanine:glyoxylate transaminase activity; pyridoxal phosphate binding.
UUGUGACCUUUUAGAAAAAGCCGUAGACAAAUCUGCUGCUGAGUGUCAAACAGCGAAGGGAGAAGGAUAGUGUCCCGUCUGUACCUACUCAACAUGUACAAAGUAGUAUCCUGUCUAAGUGUCCGCUCUGCAGGUCUCACAGGACAGAUCUGCAGUUCACCUGGUUUGGCCAAAUUUCACGUGGGAAAUGGUGCAGUAUGUCAGAAAUCGGCCCUCAAAUACCGUCCCACAGACCUCCCAGAGUUGCCGCCAUGCAAUUUCAAACCAGAGGAAUACAAGGGUAUGUCCAAAGAGCGCAUGAUGGAGAUUCGCAGGCAGAACUGCAACCCCAUGACCAUGAAGAUUACCUACUAUAAGAAACCAGUGUUCAUCCACCAGGGACACAUGCAGUGGCUGUGGGAUGUGGAUGGGAAACGAUAUCUGGAUCUGUUUGCUGGUGUGGCUACUGUUGGUGUGGGCCACUGCCACCCGAAAGUAACAGCAGCCGCAGAGCAGCAGAUGAAGAGACUGUGGCAUACUACUAACAUCUACGUCUAUCCUCCUCUCCAUGAGUAUUGUGAGAAACUAGCUUCCUACUUGCCAGAUCCCCUUAAGGUGGUAUAUCUGACCAACAGCGGCUCAGAGGCCAACGACCUGGCUAUGUUGAUGGCUCGACUCCACACAGGCAACUUUGAUAUCAUCACUUUCAAUGGAUCAUACCACGGUGGCAGCUCACAGACCAUGGGCCUUACCUCCAACUCACCAUAUAAAUAUCCCGUCCCCACUGGUUCAGGCUGCACAAAUACCAUGUGUCCUGAUGUGUUCAGAGGUCCGUGGGGAGGAAGCCACUGCAGGGACUCUCCUGUGCAGACCACCAGAGAGUGUAGCUGUUCCCAAGGUCAUUGCAUGGCAAAUGAACAAUACCUUAGACAGCUCAAGGAGACAUUUGCUACCAGUGUCCCGAGUCGAAUUGCUGCAUUCUUUGCAGAGCCUAUUCAGGGAAUGGGGGGAGCUGUGCAGUACCCCAAGAACUACCUCAAGGAGGCUUAUAAACUUGUGAGAGAGAGAGGAGGACUCUGCAUUGCUGAUGAGGUGCAGACUGGAUUUGGGCGAACAGGAAGCCACUUCUGGGGUUUCCAAGGUCAUGGCAUCGUUCCUGAUAUGGUUACAAUGGCGAAGGGGAUUGGUAAUGGAUUCCCAAUAGGAGCUGUUGUUACAACACCAGAAAUUGCAUCUUCCUUUGUAAAGGCGUUCCACUUCAACACCUUUGGAGGAAAUGCCAUGGCUUGUGCAGUCGGUUCAUCAGUGCUCGAUACUAUCAAAGAGGAUGGAACGCAGCAGAACAGUCUGCAUGUGGGCACCUAUCUGAUGACAGAGCUGGCCAAACUCAGAGACAAGUAUGAGAUCAUCGGUGAUGUCCGUGGAAAAGGCCUGCAGAUCGGUGUGGAGAUGGUCAAAGACAAGGCCAGCAGAGACCCACUGCCUCCGGAGGUAAUGAGUGAACUCUUUGAAGACAUAAAGGACAUGGGGGUCCUGAUAGGGAAAGGAGGAGUAUACGGACAGACCUUCCGCAUCCAACCCCCCAUGUGCAUCACAAAGGAGGAUGCAGAUUUCUUUGUGGCAGUUUUUAACAAGGCCAUCCACAGCUACAUGGAAAGAAAAUAAGGUCAGUGGAGUAACUCAAUGCCAAGGACCAAACCUGGACACCCGCUCAGCAGUGAAUCCUGCAUUUGUUUAAAUCUGUGACUGCAACUGUGAAAAUGUAAUUGAUAAUGACUUUGCUGUUGUGGAAAACAGUUUCCUUCUGUAAAAAAGGAACUUUUAACACUUAAUAAUGAUCUGCAAGUUAUAAUUAUCAAGACACACGUGAAGCAGUCAGUCCUGCUUUAUUGCUUUUUUCCCCUUUAGUGAGGACUCAAUCCUUCAAUACACUGAGCAAACACUACUGUGAUGAACACAAAUGGAUGAUUUUAUAGUCAGUCUGCAGCUGAACACUGUUACCAACUAUAUGUUUAUAUAUAAAUAUAUAAAUAAAAGUAAUAAUUAUCUUUUGUUUGAAAAGAAAAAAAUAUUUGUGCUUUUAAAUAU